CUUUCGGGUCACCGGAGGCCUGAGGUGGAAAGUUCACCGGUCAGAGUGCCUUGAGACCCUGGAAAAAGGGACCAUCACCUCAAGUUAAAAACCCCCUGCCAGCUCAAAAAAAGAAGAGUUCGAUUUAAAGUAGGGCUUUGGCCUCAUGACCCCAACCAAGCCCCGCCUCUUCCUGGUUGUCUUAGCGACGACGGUGGCGUCCCAAGAUGGCGUCGUGGCUGCCGGAGAUUCUGUUCGAAAUUGUAGGACAAGGCAAAGCGCCGAGCAAAGACCACUACCAGAUGUUGAUCACCCGCUCCCAGGUCAUCUUUAGAUGGUGGAAGAUUUCUCUAAGGAGUGGGUAUCAAUCAACAAAACCUGGAGAAGUAAAAGAAUCUCAUGAAGACUUCCGAGAGAAUUCACAUCUUCAGAGUCCUUUCUCCAGCCUUCUAUCUCAGCCUUGGACCUGCAGUUUCUCCUGCCUAGCCACCAUCUCUGACUCUGCUCCUCUGAUCAGUCACUCCCGGUCUUCAGCCUGGAUUCUUGGAGUUUCUGCAGACCUGGGGACAGUCUUUCAAAUUGCCUUGGUAUUCGGUGCAAGAAUAUUGGACUAUGUCUUCAAUUUGUGUGAAGGUAAAAUUGACUUCCUUGAGCGGCUCUCAGACAAUUUGCUCAUGAAUAUCAUUUCUUAUCUGGGCAUUGAAGAUAUUGCCAGCCUUUCUCUCACAUCACACAGAUUUUCAAAGCUGUGCACGUCUGACGAACUGUGGGAGCCAAUAAUUGAGGCCUCUAGUGAAAUCACCCCUGCCAUGAAGGCUCUGGCCCAGGACCAGGGUUGGAGACAAAAGUUCUUCAUUCGAAAGUUGCAUCUCCGCAAGAAGCAAAAUCAAAAAAGCCAGGCAGGCAGUCAAUGAUAGGGAUGUUGAGGCAUGGCUGCGUUUUUCUGCUGUGUCCAUAUCUCUUCUCUCUCCUUUCAUUGAAAACUAGGAGGCAUUGCUGGUUCAAGGAGUCAUCUGAAAAGCACAAAGUACUUACUCACAGAUGCAGCAAACCCCACUCUGCAGGGCCUUGCCUGAACCACAGUCCUUCCGGUGAAGGUGAAGGUGAAGGUGAAGGUGAAAUCAUGGCCUGCACAAGGGCUGAAAGACAGGAAGCCCACCAGCGAUGUCUUCCCCAGCCUCCAACACCCAAAGUAAAAAAGGCUGCUUCUGCAAUAAAUGGCUACCAGUGGAUUUUUUAUUACAUAUCUGUUUCAUCUAGGCAUUGGAAAAGGGAACCAAGCUUUUGAAUUCUUUGCUGAUGGUAUGUCAUCUGAAUCCAUUCAUGGAGCAGGGGCCAUGUGUCGCCAGAGGGGCAAUGGCCUGGGUGGCACUCCCGUGAGUGCCACUGUCUUCCCAACUCUGCUCCUUGUAGUUUGCAUUCAGGACCUGGCCCUGUGGGCCCGGGAUGCUGGGCAUCAUCUCGCCAUGCAGACAACCCCUGCCCUGGCCCUGGGGUAUGGCCAUGCAGACAACCCACGACCAGGCCAGGCAUGCUCCUUGCAGAUCUUGUCUAGAGCUCAGCCUCCCAGGACUUCACAUUGCCAAAUAAACCUAUAAAUAUUUCCUAGAGGGAUGUGUUUCCCAAAGGAUGUGGACAGUUACUACUCUUAUAACUGUGAUUUUUAAGAACACAAGCUGUGGGUAACUGUGUAAAAACCUGUGGUUUGUAUUCUUUUAACUUGGCAGAGGAGUAAAAACACUACAGUUUUAGGGGAGGGAAUGCCACCUUGCUGAGAUGGGUUAUUUAAAAAAUAGCUUUCUUCCUGUGCUCUCGUGAGGUUUAAGUCCCCCAGUGAACUCAUAGCAGUGGAUAAUCUCAUGACUCCUUUCAGGUUACAGAACAAAAUAGCUUUCAACCUCCCAUCACCUUUCUAACCUCAUUUCUUCAUUCCUGCAGCCUCCACUUUGCUACCUAGAAAACAAUGACAUAUAUAGCCCUCCACCCCACGUCCUCCAUGUCAGAGGGACUCCCCUGAUGCAGUGGGACCUCCCCAAUCGUGCAGAAGAGGUGAACUGCUGGCUGUCCUCCGCCUAGAUUCUUCUAGAAUGGUUUCAUAGCUAUGGCUUAGUGACAGAUAUUUUUUCUUUUUUCUUAAUCUUCACUCAAGGAUAUUUUUCCACUGAU
Molecule: messenger RNA, 2145 nt
Organism: Myotis brandtii (Brandt's bat)
Lineage: Eukaryota; Metazoa; Chordata; Mammalia; Chiroptera; Vespertilionidae
Gene: FBXO36
Product: F-box protein 36
Exons: 5
Coding region: 207-893 (228 amino acids)
Molecular function (GO): protein binding
Source: RefSeq, a predicted model, not a curated record